AUGGAUCGAUCCAAGUAUACUGUUGGUUGGAUAUGUGCGCUUACCGAGGAAUUUGUUGCGGCACGAGCCUUUCUUGAUGAAACGCAUGAGCGCCUAAAAGACCAGGACCCGAAAGAUUCUAACAAUUAUGCACUAGGCAAAAUGUCUGAUCAUAACGUUGUUAUUGCCUGCCUGCCAUUGGGAGAAUAUGGCACAGCUUCCGCUGCAGGGGUUGCCAUCAACAUGGUUCGCAGCUUUCCUAAUAUUCGCAUUGGGAUGAUGGUGGGGAUUGGUGGAGGCGCCCCUUCAAGACGACAUGAUAUUCGACUUGGUGAUAUUGUCGUAAGCACGCCAGGUGACGGGAAUGGGGGAGUUUUUCAAUACGAUUUCGGCAAAUCGAUACAGACAAAAGAAUUUGUUGAGACUGGCUUCUUGAACCAACCUCCAGAAAUGUUACGGACUGCACUACAAGCCCUGAAGGCUACUUAUCAGCUAGAAGGCCAUACCCUCAUCAACGACGUGGAAAAAGUUCUCCAGGAUAGACCGAGAUUAAAGAAGGCGUAUUGCCGUCCAAAUGUCGUCGAUCGGCUGUAUAAAUCUACCUUUAUACAUUCCAUUCCGUCGGAAGAUUGCAAAUCAUGUGGCAGCGACCCUUCUUAUGUAAAACGACGAGAUCCGCGCGACCAGGAUGAUGAUGACCCGGCCAUACAUUACGGAUUGAUUGCUUCUGGGAACCAAGUCAUGAAGGAUGCCCAAAUCCGCGAUAAACUCGCAAGGCAAAGGGGUGUUUUGUGUUUCGAGAUGGAGGCUGCAGGAUUGAUGAAUCGUUUCCCAUGUCUUGUUAUUCGGGCAUAUACAAAAGACCUUUUACGUCAUCUCAUCCCUGAACAGGUGGUAGCAGGGAAAAGCGCUAUCGAUAUGCUCCAAGGCAUACACGGUCAACUUGAAAGCCUAGUUCAAAAGACCGACAAUAUCAACUAUAAACUCAAUUGGGCAAAAUUAUCAAUUGCUCGCGGAGCUACAUUUGAUUCAUUUGCAACUCAACAUGACGAGGAAUGUCUUCCAGGAACUAGGGCUAAAAUCCUUCAUUUAAUUCGUGAAUGGGCAAUUUCACCACAGGGAAAGUGCAUAUUCUGGUUAAAUGGAAUGGCUGGUACGGGCAAAUCUACCAUUUCACGAACCUUGGCAAAAGAUUUCCAAGAAAAAGGAGCUCUUGGUGCUACGUUCUUCUUCAAAAAAGGUGAAGCAGAUCGAGGAAACGCGUAUAAAUUUUUUCCAACCAUCGCCAAGCAAAUAUAUCAGAAAUUACCCGAGAUCGAUUUAAGAAAGAUCAUUGAAGAACAGCCCGAUAUGUCGAAUAAAGCCCUCUCAAUGCAAUUCGAGACACUCAUCCUUCAGCCGUUAUCAUCCUUGCAUUCAAUUAAUAAUGAGCUUCCGCUGAUGAUAAUUGUAAUUGACGCGUUAGACGAGUGCGAGAAUGACAAUGAUAUUCGAGCAAUAAUCCAGUUGCUUCCACAAGUUCAGGCGACUAAGUCUGUUCGGCUUCGAGUAUUUAUUACAAGUCGGCCCGAGUUACCGAUUCGAUUGGGCUUUGAGCAUGUGGAGGGAGAUUAUCAAGACCUGGUCCUUCAUCAUGUCCCCAUGGCUGAUAUUGAGCAUGAUCUCUCUCUCUUUAUUAACCACAAGCUUGAUGGUAUCCGAAGAUCCAGAUCUCUCCCUGAAGAUUGGCCUGUAUUAGACCGGCUAUGUUCAAAAUAUGGCAAAAAUGGGAGACAAAAGCAGUUCAAGCAAGUUCAGGAACUGGUUAGCGCGAUUGUUCUCUUUGAGAACCCGCUGUCUGUUAUCGCACUCUCAAAUCUUAUUGACAUUCCCACUACGACAAUCAAGAUAAGAUUAAAUUCACUACAUUCCGUUUUGAACAUUCCAAUUGACGAAACUGCGCCAAUACGGUUAUUCCAUCUAUCAUUUCGUGAUUUCUUGCUGGAUUACGAAACACGUGAAAAGACUGCGCUUUGGGAACAUUUGCUUCAUUGGAUAGAAGCAAUGGGUAUAUUAGGAUUGGCUUCAGAUGUUAUUCACGCUAUUCAGAAUUUGCAAUCUGUUGCCCAGGGUGGUCAAAAUCCUAAGAUGCUAGAACUCCUGUACGAUGCCAGACGGUUUAUUCUUAAAUUUAGACAUCUAGCUGGUGCUGCGCCUCUUCAGCUUUAUAUUUCCGGUCUUUUAUUCUCUCCCACAUGCUCAAUGAUCCAAAAACUUUUCGUUCAGGAAAAACCAGAUUGGAUAUCAAUAUCAAGAAACAUCGAUGCUAACUGGGACGCUCAACUACAAACACUUGAAGGUCACAAGGAUGAUAUUGUAUUCAUUGCGAUUUCUCCUGACGGAGUUCUACUUGCAUCUUGCGGCAGAGAUAAAACUGUAAGAAUUUGGGAGGUUGCCACUGGCGCUGUGCGACAAACGAUUAAGGGUCGAAGCCAAGUGGUAUUUUCACCAGAUAAUCAGUUCCUAGCGAUCGGUCAUGCUAAGGGCACAAUACUUUGGGAUAUUACCACACAGCGCGUGCACAAAGAAAAUUCCAAUGCAGCUAAUAUUAUGGCCUACUCUCCAGAUGGCAGGAUGCUAGCAUCUACGUUUUAUAACAGAACCAUUGAGCUUUGGGAUCUUGAUGUGGAAUUUACGAAACAAGAGUCUCGCUCAAGAGCGAUCAAAGAGAUUGAGUUCUCCUCAGAUGGCAAACUGGUUAUCUCCUCCUCUAGCAAUGGCAUUAAUGUCUGGAAUCCCUCUCAAGAGAAUCUGGAGCAGGAUUUUAACGAUUACUACCUGGCUUAUGGUAGAGACGAUGUCAUGACACUCUCUGCAGAUGGACGAUUUCUCGCAUAUCCUUUUCUCACCCCACCCGUCUUUCCUGACACUUUCAAGCACGUUGAGGUACGGGACAUAAAAGCGGGCAUCAACUGGACUAUCAGGAUGAAUGACAAAUAUGGCCAACAACUGGCUGUCUGCUUCUCUGGUGAGGGUGGCGACUGUGUUCGUGCCGUCAAGAUUUGGGAUUGCACUACAGGGGUAUUGCUAAAGACUCUUGAAUCUUGCCUAUGGCAGCUUACGUGUGUGGCCUUUUCCAUAAAUCGCCAACUACUAGCGCGUGAGAAGUGGUUUGAAAAUAUCAAUGGUUUGAGGGGCCCAGUUUAUGGUCCUAUCAUUGAGCCUUGGAAUUUGGGCACAGGCAAGUUGCACAAGGGCCUGGAAGGAGAGGGUGGCAGAGUCCCUGAGAAUGCCGUGCCAAUCAGCCCUCCUCCAAUAGAGGACCUAGAAUUUCUCAGAUUUCAAAACCGAUAUGUUCAACGCCAGGAGAUUACAGUAUUCGAAAAUGAGUGGGUUUGUUUCCAAGGCCGUAAGAUCUUAUGGCUUCCCCUUAAGUAUCGAGCAACUUGCUCUGCUGCAAAUGAUGCUACUCGUACUGUUGUUCUUGGGCAUGAAUGGGGAGGAGUUACAUUUAUAAAAUUUUCCAGAUGUACUGAUCUCAAAAUUUAA
This is a messenger RNA of Trichoderma breve, 3507 nucleotides long. Its product is annotated as WD domain, g-beta repeat domain-containing protein. The record is from RefSeq and is a predicted model, not a curated record. Gene Ontology annotation, biological process: nucleoside metabolic process. Bases 1 to 3507 code for a protein of 1168 amino acids. Gene Ontology annotation, molecular function: catalytic activity; protein binding. NCBI's taxonomy places the organism in Eukaryota, Fungi, Ascomycota, Sordariomycetes, Hypocreales, Hypocreaceae. The transcript has 9 exons.